AUGAAUUUAAUAUUAGUCCUCCUCUGUUUAACCCUGCUGGGUUCCAACGUUCUGGUCAAUGGUUUUUUCUUCAAGGGUGGCGGCAGUGGUGGUGGAGGUGGUUUUGCCACCAAACUUUGUGCCAUGGGUAAAACGCAGUUCUGUGUAACACCUGCACCACCCCCAGCAACGGUUGCUCCCACAGCAACAGGCACCGUUACAACUCCCACAACACCAACGACACCCACAACACCGACCACUCCGACGACACCAACUACCCCCACAACAACUGGCACAGGUACAGGUACGGGAACCGCGCCCACAACCACUGGAACCACCUCAACAUCAACAGGUGGUGGAACUUCACCUACCACCGGUACAGCGCCACCUACCAGUCCCACUGCUCCUACCUCACCCACCACCGGUGGCGGGACUUCGCCAACAGCUACAUCUCCUCCUGCUACCUCGCCACCAGCCACUUCCCCACCAGCUACCUCACCAACAGGCAGCUCACCACCAGCCACAUCACCCUCAGACACCUCACCGCCUGCGACCUCACCACCAGCUAGCUCACCACCAGCCACUUCACCUGCUGCCUCUUCACCACCAGCCACUUCUCCACCUGCAACCUCUCCACCUGCAACCUCUCCACCUGCAACCUCACCGCCUGCCACCUCACCUCCUGCAACUGCUCCCCCUGCAACCUCGCCGCCUGCUCCAACAACUCCCCGUUUCCUGGCUCAUGAUGAAGUUGAUGAGAGAGAGAUCAAAGAAAACGGAGACGCUACUGAUGCUGCCGUUGCUGAUGAUACCGAUGCUGAAAGUGAACGUGCUCGUCGCCAUCGUCAUCUGAGAAAGGUUCGCCGUACCCGUCGCAAUCGCAACAAGGUUCGACAAGUCCGUCGUCGUAAUCGCAAUCGUAAGGUACGCCGUAAUCGUAAGAUACGCCGCAAUCGUAAGAUACGCCGCAAUCGUAAAAUUCGUCGCAAUCGCAAGAUUCGCCGCAACCACAGGAAGCGCCUGCAAAGACGUCGCCGCAUUGACCGUCGCAACAGGAAGAACAGAAGCGGUUAA
Messenger RNA from Musca domestica (house fly), 1053 nucleotides. Its product is annotated as salivary glue protein Sgs-3-like. Lineage: Eukaryota; Metazoa; Arthropoda; Insecta; Diptera; Muscidae. The record is from RefSeq and is a predicted model, not a curated record. The transcript has a single exon. The coding region runs from base 1 to 1053 and encodes 350 amino acids.